Messenger RNA from Dictyostelium discoideum AX4, 4179 nucleotides. RefSeq lists its product as hypothetical. The record is from RefSeq and is a predicted model, not a curated record. The transcript has a single exon. Bases 1 to 4179 code for a protein of 1392 amino acids. Lineage: Eukaryota; Evosea; Eumycetozoa; Dictyosteliales; Dictyosteliaceae.
AUGAGAAUUGAUGAAUGGUUUAAACAAUUUCAAUCAAUUGAAAUACCUGCAAUUGAAAAUAAAUGGAAUGGUAAAAAAGUUGAAAAGAAACAAUUGGAACAAUUUAUAAAUAAGAUAGAAACUAGUUUAUUAGGUGUUGAAAAAUUAUUAAAACAAUGUUUGAUCAUAAAUAAUAAUAGUAAUAAUAAUGGUGGAGUAGGAAUAAUUGGGAGUAUUAAUAAUAAUAAUAGUAACAAUAGUAAUAAUAGUAAUAGUAUCAAUAAUAUAAACAAUUUAUCAAAAGCAUGGCCAACAUUAUUUAAUUUUAGAAUGCUUGAAACAGCAGAUACAUUAAGAUUCCCAAUUCAAAAACAUAUUAAAAAUUUAUUAAACUUCUAUUUAAAAUAUACAAUAAAAAAACAAAAAUUACAAACACCUUCAUCAUCAUCAUCAUCAUCAUCUAAUGGUGCUUCAGUUUUAAAUAAUAAUAAUAAUAAUAAUAAUAGUAAUAACUUUAAUAGUAAUUUAAAUAAUACUAAUAUUAAUAAUAAUAAUGUUGAAAAUUCCUUUUCAAAUGAUAAUGAUAAUAAUAAUUAUGAUAUAAAUGAAAAGGAAAAAGAGAAAACUUUGAUUCAAAAUUUAGCCGAGUCAAUGAUGGAAUAUAUGAAAACUCAUCAAUUAGAUCCUGAUAAUUCAUUAAUUGGUUUUAAUGUAUCACAAAGUUUGGUUGAUAUUUUACAAAAUACAAAAAUAUACAGAAAAUUAAGAGCAAUACCUUCAAAUCCAAGUUUACAAUUAAAUUCAAAUAAUAAUAAUAAUAGUAAUAAUAAUAAUAAUAGUAGUAAUAAUAGUAAUAAUAGUAAAAAUAUGAAUUUUUCAAAUUUUAAUAAUGAUCAUAAAAAUAAUAAUAGUAAUGGGAAUAGUAAUAAUAUAAAUAGUUCAAUACCAUACAGUGGUACAAAUAGUAAUAAUAUUAAUAAUAGUAGGUUUGAUAGUAGUGAAGAAGAAUUAACAGUUGAAUAUUUAUUAGAAUUAAUUGAUCAUUGGUCAAAAUUAAAAGAUAGGGAAAUUGGUGAAGAGAUUAGAGGUUUCAUAAGAUCAAAAGAUAAAUUAGGUAUAUUUCAAGGUGAUUUGGUAAUAGUUAAAACAAAGGAUCAAAAAGAUUUUGAAAAUAAAUAUAGAUUUAUAUUUGCAAGAUAUUCAGGUCAAGUAAGAGAGAAUAUAAAUAUUAAUAAUAACAAUAAUAAUAAUAAUAAUAGAAAUGGUUUAAAUAAUAAUAGUAAUAAUAAUAAUAAUAAUAAUAAUAAUAAUAAUAAUAAUAAUAAUAAUAAUAAUAAUAAUAAUAAUAAUAAUAAUAAUAAUAAUAAUAAUAAUAAUAAUAAUAAUAAUAAUAAUAAUAAUAAUAAUAAUAAUUUUGUUGGUGAAUAUUUAUCAGUUUAUAUUAAUGCAAAAGAAACUGAAUGGAUAUGGAUUCAUAGAGAUGAUGUUUAUAAAUUUUCAAGAGAUAUGAUUAAUAAUUGUUCAUCAUCAAGAAGAAUGUCACAAUUAAUUGAAUGUCCAACAAAUAAUUUAACAAGAGUGAUCUCAAUUAGAGAGGAAAUGAUUCUACGAGAAUAUUUAGAAAAGAAAACUGGUGUAUCAGGUUUAUUAAUUGAUAAACUUGAGAAUCAAACCAUCGGUUUUAAAGAUCUUAAACAAUUACGUUCAAUAGGUCAACAAUUAUCUCAAUUGCAUUGCUCAGGUUUACCAAUUGAUUUAUCAAAUUCAAUUCAAAAAAUUGUUUGUGCUGAAGUUGGUAGAUUUAAAUCAUCAUUGUCAUCUGAUAAUCAACAACAAUAUAAUAAUAUUAUAAUUAGUAAUAAUGGUCCUAAUAAUAAUCCUAAUAAUAAUAAUAGCCCUAAUAAUAAUAAUAAUAAUAAUAAUAAUAAUAAUAAUAAAAACAAUCAACAACAACCUUCAAUAUUAUUAUAUUUACCAACUAAAAAGCAAUUAUUAGAGAGUUUAGAUAAAUAUCCAACUAUUAGAAUUACACAUUUUAAAAGACGUGUUGAAUAUCUUUAUGGAAGAUGUGAAAUAUUGAUAUCGAAAUUGAUUCAACAAAAAUUGGAGAUUUUAGAUGGUAGUAAAAAAGUUAGAGUUGUAAAUUGGUGGUUAUCAUUAAUAAAAGAACAAGUAGAUUGGUUAUUAACUAGUCGUGGUUAUGAUAAGAAUGCUGUUCCACAUGAUUAUACAAUUACACCACCAUUAUCAAUGACAAAGGUUGCAAAUAAUCUAUUGGUACUUCAUAAUGUAAUUCCAAGUGGUAUCGGUAGUAAUUGCAAUUAUUAUAGUGGUUAUCAUUGUGAUGGUGGUUUGAUUGCUUUAGUUAAAAAAUUAAAAGAUGAAAUUUAUCCUGUAAUCUCUGAUUUUAAUUCAAAUAUUAAAUAUAUUUUAUGUGAAUGGUUAGAUUUAAAUACUUUUGAAAAUAUUAAUAUUAAUAUUAACCAACAACAACAACAACAACAACAAAUUACAUCUUCCUCACCCUCUUCAAAUUCUUCAACUCCAACACAACAACCACAACAACAACAACAACAACAACAACAAAUUAUUAAUAUUAAUUCAAAUGAAUUUGAUAUUGAUUCAAUUACAAUUAAUGAUUUUUAUAAUGGAUUAGAGAAAGAGAAACAACAUUUAUCAAAUGAUAAUAUUAAUAAAAUUAAGAGAAUGAUUAAAGAUGUUGAAUAUUUAUCAUCAAUGAUUAAAUUGGAGAAUCAAAUUCAACAACAACAUGGUGAUAAUUGUAGUGGUAGUAUCGAUGUUUUAUCAGGUGCUGCAAAUAAUAGUGAUAUCAUUCCAAUUAGUGGUUUAAUCUAUGGUAGAUUAUUUAGAAUUGAGAAUGAAUUAAGAACUUGUUUAGAAUGUUGGAAAGAUUAUGAUUCUCUAAAUAAUAGUUUCAAUAAUAAUAGUUAUCAACAAUUGGUACUAAGUAAUCAACAAUUUCAAAAACAACAACAAAAACAACAACAACAAUUACAUGAACAAAAACAAAAAUUAAUUCAAAAUCAAUUACCUUCAAAACUAUCAUCACAACCAAAACCAAUUCAACUAGGCUCAACUUCUUCUUCUUCUUCAAGUAUUGAUGAAAAUUUAAAUACUGGUAUUGAUGAUAAUAAUAAUAAUAAUAAUAAUAAUAAUAAUAAUAAUAAUAAUAAUAAUAAUAAUAAUAAUAAUAAUAAUAAUAUUACUACAACUACAACUACAACUACUACUACAACAACUGCAAGUAGUUCAAAUAAUAACAAUAAUGCUACAAGCUAUUUAUUAUCACAAAAUACACCAGUCCAAAAUAGAAAAUUCAAUAAUAAUAUUCCUCAAAUCGUUAUAAAUACUGUUAUCACUCCACCAAUUCAGCCAGUACAAUAUCAAACAACAAAUGAUUUAAAUGAUGAAAAUAAUAAUGAUAAUGACAAAAAUAAAAAAGAGAUUGAAAAUAUCAAUAUUGAAGAACAAUUAGAAAAGGAGAAAAGAAUAUCAAUCUCUUCCUCAACUUCAACUUCAUCAUUGAUAAAUGAAAAUAAUAAUAAUAAUACAACCCUUGAAAAUGUUGAUGCAAUUUUAAAUGAAAUAUCAGCAAUUUCACAUAUUCAUGAAGAAGAUGAUGACGAUGAUGAUGAUGAGGAGAAAAGUCAACUUGAAAAAAUAGAAAGAAAGGAAGAAAAUAUCAUUUCAAUUAUAGAUAAUGUAAAAAUUAAUGUUGAAUUGGAGGAAGAAGAUGUUAAUGGUGAUGAUGAUGAUGAUGAUGAUGGAAUUUCAGAAACAUCAUCUUUAUCAUCUGAAGAGGAAUUGGAAAUUGAAUAUGAUAAACCACCUGAAAUAAUUUAUUCUAAUAAUAGUAAAGCAACAACUAUAAGAAUUGAAAAUAAUAGUGUUAUUACAACCACCACCAAUAAUAAUAAUAAUACUAAUACAAUCAUACCAAUGUCAACCAAUAAUACAACAACUGGAACUUCUACAACACCACCAAUUCAUUCAAAUGAGGAUGAUAGUUAUUUACAAUCAAUAUCCCCAUUCUCCUCAAUUCGUUCAAAGAAGAAAGGAUCAUUCUGGAAAUUUACAAAUUUUAUGAAAAGAAAAUCACCUCCAUCAACUUCACCAUCUCAAACUAGUCCUGCUUUAUCGUCAAUUAAAAGUACUCAUAAUAAUUUUAAUAAAAUUUAG